Penicillium diatomitis is the source of this 342-nucleotide messenger RNA. Its product is annotated as thiamine-binding protein. The transcript is spliced from 4 exons. Bases 1 to 342 code for a protein of 113 amino acids. NCBI's taxonomy places the organism in Eukaryota, Fungi, Ascomycota, Eurotiomycetes, Eurotiales, Aspergillaceae. Gene Ontology annotation, cellular component: cytosol. The record is from RefSeq and is a predicted model, not a curated record.
AUGGCCAUCACAGAGCUUCCCACGCCAGAUCACUGCCUGGCAGACUUUUGUCUGAUUCCGAUCGGAACAGCAUCAGCGUCCGUCUCCGCGCAAGUUGCAGACGUCCAGCGACUGAUCGAGCAAUCGGGCCUGAAAUAUACGAUGCACUCUGCAGGAACAACUCUUGAAGGAUCAUGGGAUCGCGUGCACCAGGUCAUCGGACAAGCGCACACUCUCCUCCAUCAGCGGGGAAUUGUCCGCAUUCAGACGGAUAUUCGAGUUGGAUCGCGAACCGACAAGGAGCAGACUGCCGAGGACAAAGUGAAGAAAGUACAGCAAUUGCUGGCACAGGACAAGCAGUGA